UGACUCUAACUCGGGACUUUACUUUGAAAAGUGAAGCAGGAAGUCCUCUCAUCGUGGCCACCUCUGCGCUGCACUGCACAGCAGCAGCUGCACGCGCUCACGUCCAGUGUUUGACAAACCCUCCUCGCUCUGACUGCGCGAGCUGCUGAACGUGUGCGGCGGUAAUGGCUGCCAGGGAGAGAGAGGAAGACAACACAUGAAGCUCUGAGAGACGAUCCAAAGUGAGGACUAGGAUGGUAAGCAGCCAGCCGAAGUACGAGCUGAUCCAGGAGGUGGGGCGCGGCAGUUACGGCGUGGUCUAUGAGGCGGUGGUGAAGCGCACAGGGGCCCGGGUGGCGGUGAAGAAGAUCCGCUGCCACUCUCCGGAGAAUGUGGAGCUGGCCCUGCGGGAGUUCUGGGCCCUCAGCAGCAUCCAAAGCCAGCACCCAAACGUCAUCCACCUGGAGGAGUGUAUCCUGCAGCGGGACCAGCUGGCCCAGAGGAUGAACCACGGCUCCAGCUCUCCUCUGUACUUGGAGCUGGUGGAGACGUCUCUGAAGGGUGAGAUCACAUUUGACCCCUGCUGUGCCUACUACCUGUGGUUCGUCACUGACUUCUGUGACGGGGGUGACAUGAACGCCUACCUGCUGUCUCGAAAGCCCAGCCGUAAAACCAACACCAGCUUCAUGCUGCAGCUGGGCAGCGCCCUGGCCUUCCUGCACCGCAACCAGAUCAUACACCGAGACCUCAAACCGGACAACAUCCUCAUCUCCCAGGCCUGCACGCCGACCGGCUCCUGUGAACCCACCCUCAAAGUGGCUGACUUCGGCUUGAGUAAGGUGUGCUCCACCUCAGGGCUCAACCCAGAGGAGCCCGCAAGCGUCAACAAGUGCUUCCUGUCCACGGCCUGUGGAACAGACUUCUACAUGGCCCCGGAGGUCUGGGAGGGACACUACACGGCGAAGGCGGAUAUCUUUGCCCUGGGGGUGAUUAUCUGGGCCAUGGUGGAGCGCAUCACCUUCGUGGACGUGGAGACUCAGAAGGAGCUGCUGGGGAGCUACGUGCAGCAGGGCACAGAGAUUGUACCCUUAGGGGAGGCCCUGUUAGAGAACCCAAAGAUGGAGCUGCUGAUUCCCGCCAGGAAAAAGAGCAUGAACAGCCACAUGAAGCAGCUGAUCAGGGAGAUGCUGUCGGCCAACCCUCAGGAGCGGCCCGAUGCCUUCGAACUGGAGCUCAGACUGGUCCGUAUCGCCUGCAGAGAGCUGGACUGGGACACGUGAUGAAUGAACAUACGGCGCCACAGACUGAGCUGAUCAAGCACAUGUACACAUCUCAUCAUACUGUUAAUCUAGAGGGUCACAUAAUGGGGAUUGUGGUUUUUAACUAGGGAACAAUAGUUAGAAUAGUCAUUGUUUGUAUUAGUCCUGAAGGGGAAUUCUGUUCCCUUCAACCUUGGUCUGAUUUUGCAUCCAACGGGGGGUCUACAGGACUAUUAGAGGCACACAGUUUUGGAAUAGCUCCCUUAGAUUGCUUCAAUCCAACUGUGAAACUCGGUAAUGUCUGCAGAGUAACAGUUUGGGGCCAAUCUGACAGAUUGUGACUGUAAUAUCUGAAAACAUAAAAGAAGGGUUGCAACAGUUUUUGGAAAGAUCAUUUUUUAUAAAGUAGAAAAGAUUUACACUUCUACUUUACAGGACGUGUGCGCAGGAGGGGAGCAAGGAUUGAAAUAUGCAAACUCCUGCACACUGUCUAACUUACAGAAAUAAAUAUAUGUCUUAGGGAGUCAGACCCAGAGUCUGGUGGCAGCAAAGAGAGCGAUGUAACAGCUGUCACAAUUUAGAAAAAAGGUUCACACUGUUACAACAAUUAAGUUUGGUCUUCAUGUUAUGUUUUUAGAAGCUUUCAAAUCACAAUUCAAGCUUGUCGGUAACAAAAUCAAUCGGGUCCGUCUGCAUCCUGAAAGUUGCAGCCGUCUCAGUCUGUUUUGUUGCUUCAGGCUGGAGCAAUCUAAAAGAGUGAUCUCCAAACUGUUAGCACCUCUUCGCCUCCAGACCCUUAAGUAUGUAGACUUAAAGAGCCCAGGUGCAAGAAUACCAGAAUUCCCCUUGCAACUUCAUCCACUGUUCAAGCACAUUCAGUCCUCUACAAGCUGUGUCUUUAUACUGAAGGUGGAGAGGUGUGACACUCACCGCUGCUGCUGCUCCAAACUGCAGCUUUAGUCUCAGGCUAAUCACAUCACAGCUUCCACUUCCUCCUUACAGGAUCACUCGUGCGUGGUGAGAGAGCAAAAUGACCCCCAAAAGUCCUGGAUUCAAUUAGAAGUGAAAGUCAAACAGUUUGUCUACAAACACCACUGUGGACUUGGUGCUAAUUGUUGUAACUAAAUGCAAUAUGAGACAUUAUCCUGUGAUCAUUACAGCUUCUAUUUAUCCAAAGGACCCAUAUUAGAACACAAUCACCUCCAAAGAGUGAAUGUUUUGAGGCUUUAGUGGCUUUGACUCAACCUGACGUUCAAACGUUACUCUGGUACACGACCACCAGCACUGAUUCGAUGCUGUUUUAAUGCAAACACGGCCAAAAUGCUCAGGUAGUAAAAACAUACAGCACGGCUGGUGUUUGUAGACAAACUGUUCUCUGUCGAGGUCACUUGUGCUCUAAAUCUCCAAACUUUGGUGCUUGAAGAUAACUUUGUGUUCUUUCUGAAAGCUGCUUCGUUGGUUGUUUGGGUGGAGUCGUUUUAUCUGUUGGUGUCCUCCCAGCAUGUUUGCGUGCUUUCUGUUUUUCUGUCUGCUCUUUAAAACCUGGAGAUAAGCUGAUUGGUCUCAGACGAACCUAUAACCAGUACAACAGAAUGUAAUGACCCAGACGUGUCACCUUAAUGUAAAGAGCCUUAGAGACUAAAACACCUGAUGCUGUUCACACAGGGGAGGAGAGUUAGAGGAUAGUUCUGGUUUAUGUCAUGAAACAUUCGUCUACUUUAAUAUUUGGAUGCCUUUAAAAUAACAUUGUACUCACAAAGUAUUAUAAACUGUUUGAAGUAGCUGGUUAUCUUGUUGCUACAUAUGCCACGCAUUUUUGCUUCUUAAAGUUGUGGGUUUUUCGAAAUAUCUGCUGAACUUGGCAAAUAAAAAGUUAAGGUGAAAAAAUAAUAGUUGGUUGAGUUCAAACAGGCAUAAUAAAGUAUAGUAGUUAUGAAGUGUUUGCAGAUAUGGAAGAAACAUAUUUUUAUGUAAGCCAAUUUUCCCCAUUUAAAAAAAUAUAUAAAGUAUGUGUGUACUUUGCAGAGAUAAUUAAGAAUGAGAAUAAUAUUAAUAAUUGAUAGGAUUUGUAUAACGCCUUUCAUGGUACUCAAAGUUGCAGAAAUAAAUAAAAUAGGAAUACAAAUAAAGCACAUUAAUGAGAAAAACUGACAUGAGGUCACUAUUAUGAGACAUUAAGUCAUAAUUCUGAGAUAAAAAGUUAAUUUGUUUUGAAAAUAAGUCCUAUUUAUGAUGAAUUAAGUCCAAAUUAAAAGGUUAAAGGUCAUAAUGAAAAAGACAAAAUUAGCACAUAGUGAGGAAACAUGAAAAAAACAAAUAUGAGAAAUAAUGAGAUUAAAUGCUUGAAUUAUGAGAAAGUAAGUCAUAAUUAUGAGAUAAAACUUGAAACUAUAAGCUAUAACAAUUAUGAAUUGAGUCAUUAUCUGAUAUAUUAACAUUUGGGGAGUAAGCACGGCUAAGUCUGUCUUUUCUAAUUUUGGUGGCAGAAUUGGGCUUCCAUGCUUUUCCCCUUGACCAAAAAAAACCCACCUUUUUUAAACAAAUUUUUCCUUCGUUUGAACGUUCAAAAAGUUAUUAAGAAGACAGUCCUGCCACAGAUUAGUUCAUUUGUGGUGUUUAAAGUUGUGUAUUUAAAAAGUUUAUAAUUUUGUCAAAGAUCUAACAGUACUUUGUGAGAUGGUUAAAAAACAAUACACAUGAAGGACAAGAUUAAAAAUUAAUAUUGAUACAUUAAUUUAACAGCAGAGGGCGCUGUUUCCAUUUGACUUCUCCUUUUUAUAAUGUUUCAUGUCUUACACAUGCAGCCAGACAUUCUGACCUCAAGGUUGGACCGCCAGUGCUUUCCACACAGUCGAUACCCGUGCAGCUCGUCAAACUGCCCACUGUAGUAUUUUUCUAUGAAACAUCAUCUUUUCAUCUGCUUUAAUGAAGUAGUAAGCUCUCUCUUACUCUACAACUCUUAUUAAGGCUAUGGCUGUUUUUCGAAACCUUCUACUAUACUAGCAGUACGUACUGAUUUGGCCAAAAUUCAGUAUGUUGCAAGUGAGCAAGAGCAAAAUUUGCAGUAUGCCAAAACUAUCUGGAUGUUGAACUGAUUCAGGAAAAUUCUCCCUAGUCUCCCUCACGUACUCCUUCCCAUAAUGCACAGCGCUAUUGUUUGUUUUUCUAUAUAUGACAGGGUAACUCAGUUUUUAGGUGCUGUGAAAAUCAUUCAAUUCCAUAAAAACCACUUCUUAACUUUUUAAAUCAUAAGUGAUGCUAAAGAAGCAGUUUAUCUAUCAGCUUGGCCGUUGUUUACUUCCGAACAGAACAGAUCCAACAGAACAGUCACACUACAUACUACCUUCAAAUGCAGUCUGUAGCACGUACUACAGACUGCAUUCGUGGGUAGUAUGUAGCAGGCGGUUUUGAAAACAGCCUUGGUGUCACCAAUGGUAACAGAUGGAGAAAAGAGGGAUUUACAGACGAUAAGAGCCAUGUCCUCUUCUGGAGCGCUGAUACAUCAAUUCAUCAACCUUUAAAUUGACCUUGCAUCCCUUCAAAAUAAAAGCACAUUUCUUAUCAUAACAGGAAAAAAAGUUACCCUUAUGUGCGGCAGAAAAAAAAAAAAAGGCAAAUAAAAGCAUCACAGACGGCGGUAUUUUGAUGCAACCUAUUCUCCAACGAGUGAACAACAACCAGGUUAUUUACCUCCAGAAACAUUAGUGAAUUAAUCGUAUGGUGAGCUGUACUGUACAGUGAGUUGAUGGUUUUCGUAACAUCCCUACAUUACUGUUUUAAAUUCCUCUUUAAUAACGCAGAUCGUGACUGAUGUCACUUAAAAUAUUCGUUUUCAGCCUCUUGAGUAAACCAAUAUCUGAUGCCUUAAAACAAAAAUAUCAAAACUGAUUUAAUAAACUAAUUUCAGUGUUCACGAUUAAUGGAUUGAACUUUACACAACCAGUCGCGUAUUCUUUCCUUUACACUGCUCCAAUAAUCUGGAUUAUUCUGAUUAACUGCUUGCACUUUCACCCCUGUAUUCAGUAAUUCAGCUAAUAGGCUCUCAUCCAUCAACCAUCUAAUUUAGGUUUAGAUUUUUAGUACACUGUUAACGUACUGAAAAUAAAAUGUGUUAAACAAAGAAUCAAAGCUCAACAAACAGGACCAAACUGAAGUACUCAACAAUGAAUCUGUAGAGCAAUCCAAAGCUUUGUAAUACUCAAGUUUUAAUAAACCAGAAUUAUCCUUUAAACCAGACACAACACACUACAGUCAAGCUUUCUUUGGUCUACAUUGAGAGGACUGGGUGAAGUGACUCCUCCACACACUGCAGACGCAUCCACUGGUGAGAAUAAUCCUCACUUUGACUAAACCUAGAUUCAAUUAUCUGAAGGGUGAGCGGUGACAUGAAUAUUCAUAUCCGAGUCCACUUAAAAAAAAAAAAAAAAACCUUGAAUGAAGAGAGGCGGAAGGAUUCAGUGAAACUCCCUGAAAGCACUUUUAUUUCCUUGUCUUUAUUUAUUCCUGAUAACUACCUGCUGCUCUGCGAGGCUGGAUUCAGUGUGAUAACUGCGUCGCUAUUUGUUUACCAUGGGAACACAAUGUCAGCCGACGGUCUACUUAUGCAUGCAGUGCCUCUCACCUUCAGGGAAGAAGCGAGAGUAGACACCAGCACACGACACAAUCCUCCAUGAGCCAGAGGAUCUCUGCUUUUCCUUUUUUUUUUGGAAACAUAAUGCUGUUGUGUUUAACUUCAUCUCCUCUCACUGUGUCACUGCUGCUCGUUUCCUUUGGCUCUGGAUCUUACAGUAAUCCCUUUCUUCAUGCCUCCGACAGGCUAAUUCUAAGCCUAUUAAGUUGUUGCAGCACUUGGCGGAGGAUCAUGUGUUAAGGACCCCUCUGCCUUUCAGGUCAUACAUACAUAAUUUGUGCAGUUUUACGGGAACCUGUAAAACCAAACCUGCCUCAAACUGUAGCCAGAAGUAAAUUUCCCUCUGAAUCGUUGCUAAUAUCAAUCUGCUAGCUAGCCUAUAACUCCCACUGUUAGUCUUUUAACAGCCUGUUAUGAUGCGAUUGAGAUCUGCCUUAUUUCUCAAACUCCCCUCGUCCUUUUUGACACUAGAGUGGCCUCGCUGAUAUUAUACCCUAACACAUAAUUGGCCUAAGUUGUGCUCAUGAUGCACCACCUCUCUGUGGUAUGAAUAUCAAUACUUUCAAUCAGUAUUAUAAACGGCCUGUUUGUGCUGCAGGACAUCUACGCUGCUUUGGGCAAUGUUGCUCUGCUUCAAGAAUGUGGUAUUCGUAGUUUACGAGCAUCAAAGUUUGGACUCAAAGAAGGUCACCCACAUCCUGAGCGCUCCAAUCAGAGCAGAGCAUGAUGGGUAGAGUCAUUUCCGGCCAGAUUUCCUCCUUCGACCCUCGGGAAAAGAGAGCGGAGGAAAGGUAGAUGGCUUGCUGUGAGUUUUGAGAUGUUUGCCAAACGAAUGCUAGGUGUGGGUUUUUACAGAGAUUUCACCCCUUGAUUUGUUGUAUUAAAUUCCUUUGCACAUGUGUAAAUACUGUACAGGAUUAGCGUGAUGAUCAAGGUUGAUGUACAUUUGACUGGAUGUGCUCUGUUUUUAAGAGCCUCACUUGUUUGACAUGUAAAUUGCUGUGAUGGAUUAAUUCUUUUUCUUCUGACUCAGCUUCGGUUUACUUUGGAAAAGAUGUGAUAUAAUUACAGGUCAAUACUGUUGGUGUGCUAGUGAUACGUGUAUGUUUUUCAUUGGCCUAUUGUUUGUGAUUCUGUGUAAAGAAAAGCUGGUGGACGAUGUGGGUCAACUUCA
Notolabrus celidotus (New Zealand spotty) is the source of this 7042-nucleotide messenger RNA. It is a transcript of the gene pdik1l, whose product is annotated as PDLIM1 interacting kinase 1 like. Gene Ontology annotation, cellular component: cytoplasm; autophagosome. NCBI's taxonomy places the organism in Eukaryota, Metazoa, Chordata, Actinopteri, Labriformes, Labridae. Gene Ontology annotation, molecular function: ATP binding; protein serine/threonine kinase activity. Gene Ontology annotation, biological process: autophagosome organization; autophagy; axon extension. The transcript has 3 exons. The record is from RefSeq and is a predicted model, not a curated record. Bases 234 to 1259 code for a protein of 341 amino acids.